CAGAUCCACACAGCUAUUCUAAAUGGAAAUAUACUUUAUGAGAGCUAGGAUGACGGAUGAUAAAGCAGGCUUCCGUUAGCACAUCGCCGCGCCUGUUGUCUGAAAGAGGACACUCCGAAAACAACGCAAAUGCCCGGUGAUUUACUCCCGGUUUGACAAAGUGUACACACCGCGUAGACACGACUCAGUGUGGGAGUUGUAUCGUAUGGUAGGAAUGUUCUGGUAAAUGCGGCACGGCUCACUCACCUAUCCGUAAUUUACUUAAGUAGAACAGUGUUCACGGUGUCGGCUAUGGGUGUAUUAGUGAUGUGGUGGGUCCACGUUCUCAUGACAAAUUAUUCAGUUUGACGGAGAUUGUGCCUGUUAUCAACGGUUUAAAAACGGAUGGACAGAUUUUUUUUAGCUUGAGUCCAAUGUGGCUGAAUUCAUGGCGUAAGACUGAAGGUCAGCCUGCUGGAUCCGCUGUGUUCAGCUCACCGACUUCUGUAGAGAUACACAUUCUAACCUGACAUGCUAAAGAUAAACAGCAGCACUGAUUCCUUAGGUGGUUGUUGCAUGGGUGAGUGAGUGGCAGCCAUGAGCGCCGAGCCUGAUGCCCUGGCUGUGGUCAACCAGCUGCGGGACCUGGCCGCUGACCCCAUGAACCGCAGGGCUAUCGUUCAAGACCAGGGCUGCCUGCCAGGACUCAUCCUGUUCCUGGACCACCCCAACCCCCAGGUGGUUUACUCCGCCCUCCUGGCGAUCCGGUACCUGGCAGAAUGUCGAGCCAACCGAGAGAAGCUGAAGGGAGAGCUGGGCAUGAUGCUGAGCCUCCAGAACGUCAUGCAGAAAUCGACCACUCCUGGAGAGACCAAGCUGCUGGCUUCUGAGAUCUAUGAGCUCCUGCAGGCGUCCGGCAGUGCUGACUUGGAGCCGGCUGAGGAGGUUGUCAGCGGCCGCCGUAAGGCCCAGUUCUUCCUGGGCUCCAACAACAAGAGAGCGAAAACCGUCAUCCUCCACAUCGACGGACUGGACGACUCGAGUCGGAGGAGUCUGUGUGAGGAGGCUCUGCUGAAGAUCAGAGGCGUGAUCAGCUUCACCUUCCAGAUGGCUGUGAAGAGAUGCAUUGUCCGCAUCCGGUCCGACCUGAAGGCCGAGGCUCUGGCGUCUGCAAUCGCCUCUACUCAGGUGAUGAAGGCUCAGCAGGUGGUGAAAGGAGAGAACGGAGACGAGGUUUUGAUCCCAUUUGUGGAGGACGGUUCUGUAGAGGUGGAGCAGAACGUGGACCUGCCAGACUACCUGCCAGAGGAUGAGAGUCCGUCUCAGGAGCCCGACAAGGCAGUAAGCCGGGUGGGAUCCGGCCAGGACGGGACCAGCUGGCUGGGUGCCGCUGCCAACUUUCUGUCCCGAUCCUUCUACUGGUGACCCUGCAGGACCACCGCCCCCUUCCUCCAUUAAACCUCCCACCUCCUCUCUGAACCAAAUUCCACCAGCUGCCAAAUCUCUCAGCUGCAGAGACAAAAACUGAGUCAGAACCUCAAAUAAUAAAAACCGAACCGUGAUCUGUCGGCUUGCAACACCUGUCACUUUAAUGCCGAGACGAACACACAGCGGCGUGACAGGGGAGAGGAGGCGAUCCUUCCAAACUCAAACGACAGGAGUGUGGUUUUAGUUUGACGUUUUGAGAGCUGUUGUGAUGCUGUGUCUGUGAAACGGGUCUGUUACAAACCAAGUUGUCUUACCUGACAGGGGGUGUCCUGCAGCCAGCUAGAACACAGGGACCUGAACAGGACGCCCCUUCCUCUUUUCACCUUUUUAUUAUUUAUUGACCAACAGACUGGCUUUUCUUCCUGAUGCUGGACGUGUUUACAGGACGAGCAGCGUCAGGGUUCAGUCAGCUGCUGCCUUCAGUGUCUCUGAUCCACAGACCUCCUGCUACUUCACUUGAAACUGAUUUUAUUUCAGCUCUGUGCUGUUCAGUCUUUAAAGUGUCAGAAAUGAUGACAGAUGCCCAACACGCUAAGAAAGUGUCAAUAUGCUUGUCAUGGAAAGAGACUAUUUUAAACUUUGAACUCCUCAUCUGUUAAUACAAGAGGUUUGGAGUAGCACCUUUAUCGCUGAUUUAAAAACAGAAGUUCAGUUGUUAAUAUUUCUGAACUGAUUUAAAAGAACAGUACCAACCAGUCAAACUCUUUUUGAAUUUCUUCUUAACAGUUUUUUCUCGCCUGUGUUAAACAACCUAUUUCAGGCCGCCUCAGGAGUGUGCACGCUGUGCUGGACCAGUCAGGUUUCCUUCCACACUGAGCUCAGGUUUAACUGAAGUUCCAGAAAAUGAUUCAAAGUAGAACAAGACAGAAGUCCCGUCUCCGCCCUCCAGCUGUGUGAGUCUGGUCUGAGCGAUGGAGACGAGCAUCAGGUGGAGCCGGUUCUCCGCUCGGUGCCAUCAGAAGAAGAUGAGAGCACUGGUCAAAGCUCAGCGAUGGAAACAAGAUGGAAGGGGCUGAUGCAUCUGCACCCAUACAGCAUCUGGACAGAAUGAGUUGACAGACUUCAGUCUGUCUUUGAUGCUUGUUGGAGGCUCUUUGCAGGUCGGACAGGCAUCACGUGCACAGAGUGACAGAGGAGCUGUCAGAAUGAGAUGACACGUCUGUAUCCUUACAGGUGCACAGUGACCUCAGCUCUGCUCAUACCCCAUUUGUCUGAUUGUCACAGACAAAAGGAAGCAGCUGUGUGCAUGAGCAGAGCCUCUGAACCCGAGUCAGCUGUUCUGGCAUUUUCAGACCACAUCGCUGUGGGUGUUUGUCAUCAUUUCUGACUGGUUGAGCCAGAAAACUAAAGCGAUCAGUAGUCCUGUGAUGUUACUGCACCUGUGGAUCCACAGGUUUGGUCAGUGCCUCAACACAAACACAGAGGUCAUCAGGGUUCCUGACCCAGAUGUUGUGUUUACACCCCUGAUUAUUUUUAUAUCUUAAACUCUUUCUUCCGAGGCUCCCUGUGGAUCAGACACUGAGCUCACCAUGGCGGUAUUUUAUGGAGCGACGUUACCGGUUUUUUACUGUUUCUUUGUCUCGUGAACAGAUGGUUGAUGGGAAACAGUCUGAGGAUGAUGUUUUUAAAUAGAAAUCUGUUUUAAUCAUGGAUCUUUGUUAGAAAGACUUUUGUGUGCAUGGGGGGGGUUGGGUUACAGGGUUACAGCCAGUGUAACAGGAGCUGACGGAUGAUUAAAGAGCCGAGUGAACACUCUUCUGAACGACAGUAUUUAUCACCGGAUACAACCGAUAGCACUGUUUCAUUGGAUGGGAGUUCCCAUGAAAGCACUGGGGGUUUUCCAGAAGAAGAGGCCACAUCCUGUUUCUUCCUGUUGUGUCUUGAAAUGGAGUUUUCUGUUAAAACUGUCUGAUUUCAAAAAGCAAAGAAACUGACAGGUGUUUUAUUUAAAGCGCAGUAGAAGAAAAUCGCAGUGAGGGCUGGUAAUCGGGUGAGCUGCCGUUUUAUUUUGAAAUGCCAGCAGUGUUUCCUCAGAUGGUGAAGCAGCUUUUAAUGACUUUGUACAGAUUUUUAUCCUGAUGUGAUGCUGUUCUUAGUUUCUGUGUUCAUGUACCUGCCAGGUGUGCUCACAGCUCCACCUACACUGUGCACUGUCCAGUCACACAGUAGCCUGUUGUUACGUUAGCAUGAUGCUUGAACUUAAAUGCAGCAUCGGCCCAAAUACAAGACGCCUGUCAUGAAUAAAGCAUCUGGAGUUUUGUUAUUAACA
Molecule: messenger RNA, 3736 nt
Organism: Monopterus albus (swamp eel)
Lineage: Eukaryota; Metazoa; Chordata; Actinopteri; Synbranchiformes; Synbranchidae
Product: armadillo repeat-containing protein 1-like
Exons: 7
Coding region: 577-1404 (275 amino acids)
Molecular function (GO): protein binding; metal ion binding
Source: RefSeq, a predicted model, not a curated record